Molecule: messenger RNA, 387 nt
Organism: Staurois parvus
Lineage: Eukaryota; Metazoa; Chordata; Amphibia; Anura; Ranidae
Source: the annotation of a GenBank genome assembly
CAGACUCUGGUGAAGAACUGCAUCAUCCCGAUCGACAGCACCCCCUACAGACAGUGGUACGAGGCGCACUACGUCACACCGCUCAGGCGCAAGAAGAGAGCCAAACUGACUCCUGAAGAGGAAGAAAUCCUCAAAGGAAGAAAUCCUCAACAAGAAAAGAUAAAAAAGAAACCUAAAAAACAUAAGAUGAGCGCAAAAAGACAGUUCCAACAGGGCAAACUGCUUGCAUGCAUCGCCUCUAGACCGGGUAACUGUGGCCGAGCUGACGGAUACAUCCUGGAAGGCAAAGAGUUGGAGUUCUACCUGAGGAAAAUCAAAGCCAGGAAGGGCAAACAAACAUCCUCCCCACCCCAGCAUCUAAUAAACAGAACUUUAUUAAACACAUAG